Vitis riparia (riverbank grape) is the source of this 2916-nucleotide messenger RNA. Its product is annotated as cyclin-dependent kinase F-4-like. Gene Ontology annotation, biological process: intracellular signal transduction; protein phosphorylation. Gene Ontology annotation, cellular component: nucleus; cytoplasm. Gene Ontology annotation, molecular function: ATP binding; protein serine/threonine kinase activity. NCBI's taxonomy places the organism in Eukaryota, Viridiplantae, Streptophyta, Magnoliopsida, Vitales, Vitaceae. The transcript is spliced from 19 exons. The coding region runs from base 1091 to 2449 and encodes 452 amino acids. The record is from RefSeq and is a predicted model, not a curated record.
UGUGAACAAAAUCUGAAAUCCGACCAUGAUGGUUUGGAUUUUGGGGUUUUGAUCAUCUCUUAUUGAUUUGGUUUUCGGAUUAGGGUUUGUGUUUUGCGGAUGAAUUGGGGGAAAUUUGAAGAAAGAGGUUGAAUAAAGCUUGGGAAUCUGGCCUUGGUAUUGCGGGACUUAGAUCUUGAGGACUUAAUUUCCUUUCUUAAGACAUGGAGCAAGUGUGCUUCUGGUCAACUUGCCACCAGUUUCGAGUUUUUUCAUUCCAGGAAGUGCUCGACUGGCGGUUUCUCACCCUUGGAGAUUUCCUUCUUGUUUCUUUUGUCAAUUGCACUUAGUGCCCAGCUUUACUUAGAUGAUCAGCACGACAGGCCUAAUGCGAUUUUUUUCUGAGAUAGAUGUUGGAUCUUUAGUGCAGUUCUCCAAUGCAUUGUUGAUACAACAUCCAUUCAGAAUUUCUUGAGUUUCUGAGGGCCAAAUUCUGCAAGUAAACGAAUGAGAAGUUGCUUACUCAGUUGAUAAUUAGAUAAUCUGUUGCAUUGGAUCUGCAAAGACUUAGUAGUUCUUAGUUAUUCCUUCAUCAUUGCUGCUGAAGGCUUACAUUUAGAGGGUGAGACACAAAUUGAACGGAAGAUUCUGCAACAAGUUUGAAGUAGUAUAAAUGUGAUAAUUCUUCUUAGUUCUUUGGUAGUGUUGGGCGACUGUAUCUUGAACCGGAGAUUCCUUCUUUGACCUAGAAGAGUCUUUCUGCGCUGAUCUGUCUCUGAGUUGCUCACAGGAUGUUCUGCACUCGAUCUUUACUGCAAUCUAUGCAUUGUUAUUGUCGUCCAACAGUGGGUUUAAUAUGUUUUCUGAAUAAGGCUCUGAAGCUUGUCCAUCAAAAAAGUAUUGGUGUCACUCUCUUGCACAUUGUCCUCGAAAAUUAAUGGUGGAUUCAGCCGGACCAGCCAGGAAAUUUGUUUAUUUUCUGUAGGGGUUUUCUACGAGUUAUCAACUGAAGGCAUAUGACGUACAUUCAUCUAUGUGUUCUUCAUUCUUUUCUUAAAUAAGUCAAAAGAGCCGCAAUCCGUUGAAAUCUGUGCCUUGUGCUACAAGAAGAAUGGAUAAGUAUACGAUAAUCAAGGAAGUUGGUGAUGGGACUUUUGGAAGUGUUUGGCGAGCAAUAAAUAAGCAGACUGGUGAAGUUGUUGCUAUAAAAAAGAUGAAGAGGAAAUAUUAUUCCUGGGAAGAAUGUUUAAAUCUGAGAGAAGUCAAGUCAUUGAGAAAGAUGAACCACCCAAACAUUGUGAAGCUCAAGGAAGUCUUUAGGGAAAAUGAUAUUUUGUACUUUGUGUUUGAAUACAUGGAAUGCAACCUUUACCAACUAAUGAAAGAUCGGUUGAAGCUUUUUUCGGAAACUGAAGUUCGAAAUUGGUGCUUUCAAGUGUUCCAAGGUCUUGCUUACAUGCACAGGCGUGGAUAUUUUCAUCGCGACCUCAAGCCAGAGAACUUGUUGGUUACAAAAGAUGUAAUAAAAAUUGCUGAUUUUGGUCUUGCUCGGGAGAUCAAUUCUGAACCACCAUACACGGAAUAUGUCUCUACACGCUGGUAUCGAGCUCCAGAGGUUCUGCUUCAAUCAUCCACAUAUGGUUCUGCAGUUGAUAUGUGGGCAAUGGGUGCUAUCAUGGCUGAAUUGUUUACUCUCCGUCCUCUCUUUCCAGGAUCGAGUGAAGCAGAUGAAAUUUACAAAAUAUGCAGUGUUAUGGGCAGUCCAACUUGGAAUUCAUGGGCCGAGGGACUUAAACUUGCUAAUGCUAUCAACUACCAAUUCCCACAGUUUUCUAGUAUUCAUCUCUCUGUAUUGAUACCAUCUGCAAGUGAGGAUGCAAUCAGCCUUAUUACUUCACUUUGUUCAUGGGAUCCCUGCAAGAGGCCAACAGCCUUGGAGGCUCUUCAGCAUCCUUUCUUCCAGAGUUGCUUUUAUGUCCCACCAUCCCUUCGUCCUCGAACUGCUGUGACUAGGACACCCCCAUCUGGUGAAACAAAGGGAGCUUUGGAGCAGAAAUCUGCUAGGAGGUAUUCUAGGGCAACAUCUAAUUCCAAGCCCACAAGCAAUUAUUCUUCUGGAAAACCACAUGCUGCUUUUGUCACAGGUGUUCAACGCAAGCUGGAAAUGAAUAAUCAGGAUGUUUAUAAGAAUGAUAAAUCCUUGAAGAGCUCUCCUAAGCAGGCAAGAUAUCGACCACCAGCAAGGAACAGCCCAACUUCCAUUUAUGCGGAUAGGACUAAGCGUGAAGUUUCAGAUGCAGCUGAGAAGCUGGCAAACAUGACGGUUGGUUCUGGUAGGAAUGGAAUGAGGCAAUCUCUGCCAGCUCCUAUGAAGGCUGGAGGAUGGCAUGGCCAAUCUGACUCUUUUCUUGGCCGGUCCCAAGAGCUUCGACCAGGCAGAGCUGCCUAUACGAGGAAAGUUGCUGGAUAAGGAGAGGGGAGGGGGGGAAGUGAAGGGCCUCCUCUGAAUGGGGCCUAAUAGUGGGUUCAGCUUGGUGAUUGUGGGGGGUGCUCAUGGGAAUGCUCUGGUUCAAGCUUUCUAAAAGCUGAGACCCUAGGUACUUUGUCCUAUCGAUUCGGUGUGUUUGAUGCGGGGUUGACUACAAUUAUAAGUAUGCCUAGUUUAUGCAUAAAAAAGUUUGCGGGUUGCGCUUUGGAUAUUAUGGAUGAUAUAAUGCAGUGCUUGUACUACUACUGGCCUGGUGUGUAUGGUGGGUGGUGAUGCCCCCAAUAUAUAAUAUAUAUAUAUAUAUAUAUAUAUAUAAUAGUGCUUGAUAAAGGUGGAUUUGGAGUUGGAAUUAAGUUGGUUCUCCUGACUGGACUGAUGUAAUAAGAUGAUACACCUUACUUAUUACACCUUUAUUCAGUUAUUAAUACACUAUUGGUUUUAUGCAUCUU